CCGGAGCCGGGUCGAGAUGGAGGAAGAUGCGACCCGAGGCCCAGAGUCGCCGGGAACAGAGGAUAGACUCGGGGCGGCGGCCUAGAGAUCCGAACUUGGAGCCCUCCGCACACGCGGCGGAACCUCCCUGAUUCGAGAAGGUCUGCAGGCACAAUGGAGGACAAACGCAACAUCCAGAUCAUCGAGUGGGAGCACUUGGACAAGAAGAAGUUCUAUGUGUUUGGUGUGGCGAUGACGAUGAUGAUCCGCGUCAGCGUCUAUCCAUUUACCCUCAUCCGCACUCGGUUGCAGGUUCAGAAGGGCAAGAGCCUCUACCAUGGGACCUUCGAUGCCUUCAUCAAGAUUCUCCGAGCAGAUGGGGUGACUGGCCUCUACCGGGGGUUCCUGGUCAACACCUUCACCCUCAUCUCUGGCCAGUGCUACGUAACCACUUACGAGCUCACCCGGAAGUUUGUAGCUGACUAUAGCCAGAGCAACACAGUCAAAUCACUAGUGGCUGGUGGCUCGGCCUCCCUUGUGGCCCAGAGCAUCACAGUGCCCAUCGAUGUGGUCUCCCAGCACCUAAUGAUGCAGCGAAAGGGUGAGAAAAUGGGCCGCUUCCAAGUGCGAGGGAACACAGGGGGACAUGGGGCUGUUGCGUUUGGCCAAACCAAGGAUAUCAUCAGGCAGAUCCUGCAGGCUGAUGGGCUUCGUGGCUUCUACAGAGGUUACGUGGCUUCCCUGCUUACCUACAUCCCAAACAGUGCUGUCUGGUGGCCCUUCUAUCACUUCUAUGCAGAGCAGCUCUCGCACCUCUGCCCUAAGGAGUGCCCUCACAUUGUCUUUCAAGCCAUCUCUGGGCCUCUGGCUGCAGCCACUGCUUCCAUCCUCACCAACCCCAUGGAUGUGAUCCGAACCCGAGUGCAGGUUGAGGGCAAGAACUCCAUCAUCCUGACUUUCAGACAGCUGAUGGCAGAAGAAGGUCCUUGGGGCCUCAUGAAGGGCCUGUCAGCCAGAAUCAUCUCAGCCACACCCUCCACCAUUGUCAUUGUGGUGGGCUACGAGAGCCUCAAGAAACUCAGCCUUCGACCUGAGCUGGUGGACUCGAGACACUGGUAACAGUGAUGGGGAGAAGCCUGUUGCUUCCCAACACUGCCUGGGUCAGGGGCAGAGUGGGGAGGAGAGUACCUUCUCCAGUGUCCCCACUACUGACCUAGCCCUGUCUUGGGCCAGAUGGGUUGUCUGGGACUGGGACAGAGACUUGGAACUGCUCUUGUGGAAGAGGUUCCAUACCUGGAUUCUUGCCCUCAUUUUUCAUUCUCUUGUCAAACUGCCCCCCCACACACACUCAGUCCUGAGUCCUCAGUCCUGCUGUAAGGAAACCCACCUGGUCCCCCACCGGCCCCCACUCUACCUGCCCUGUUCACAUUUCUUCCGAUGCCAGCUAUAUCCCUCAGAUCCUGAAAAGAGCUGUACAUAGAGCUUGCUGACUACCGCUGGUUCUUCCUCUGGGGCUCCCAGCCAGGUUUCCAAGCAUCCCAUCCUGCUUCAUCUCUUAGGCUUGGUCAUUUUUAUUUUGUGACUGAGAUGCCCAUCAGUUUCUCCCUGUCAUUGGAGGCAAGGUGCCAGGUACUUUUGCACAGGGAGUAAUAGCAGCACAAACUUCUAGUUCUCUAGAACACUAGUCCUCUCUUUGAAGAGGUACUAGGUUGGGGAGAAAUGUUGAUACUUAAUUUUGUGGAUAUUUUUUAACAUCUGUGAACUAGGCUACUUGUCGUACUCCUGCUAAAACACCCAGUCCUGCAGUCAGAGCACACCCCUCCCUCAGACAUGUGGAAAAAUGUAAUAUAGCUUUUCCCUCAAUCCCUGUUCCUUGUUCCUCCAUUUUCCCUUUAGUUCAAGCAGCCCCAGGACAAUAUAAGCUGUUAGUUUCCCUUGGCCCAUGUGAUAAGAGUGGUGGACAUAGUCUGGGGCACACUGGCCAUGGAGCACAACCCUGAAGAGUCAGGUCACAAGUAAUUGGAUUAAAAAAUGCCAAGAGGGUAAGUGUGCAUCUCCCCAGACCAGUGAGCCUAGCCUAGGAGAGGGCUUGGGGGGUCUCAGCCCAGCCACUCGACAGACACAAUCACUUGGCCUCCUGGAAACAUGCUUCACAAUGGGAAUCCCUGAAAUGUGGAAUGUGUCUGUUUUUCUUCUCCCUACUGUGAAGAGCCAUUCUAGUCACGGUACCCUCUGGAGGGAUGCUUGGAAGAAAAAAGAGCAGAUCAGGAAGUCACUCAAGACCAAGACCACUGCAUUUACCAGCCUGAUACUGCCGAGAUUAUCUGUGGAAGCUCUCAGGAGCGAGAUGAGCGCUCCUUCUUCCCUUUCUCAUCCUCCUGGCUACUCCCCACCUCCUCCUCCAAGUCUGUGUCCUAGGAGAGAGAGGUGCAGUAAGUGGAAUGAGAGGAGGGCAUGUCAAACUCUGCAUUUCUACUUGAGACAUUUGGCUUAGCUGAGCCUUCAAACCUUAUUGGUCCCACCCCCUGGGAAAGGCCAUGGUGCCAAUUUGAAAGGUGCUAGCUACCUUGAUAUUUCUUACGGUGACCCCACAUUCUGUCACCUGCCAGAUCAGAAGCUGAAACCCAUGUUACUCUGGCUUCACCACCCCGCUGCCUGCCUGGGUCCCUUAUCUUUGAGAGGUAUUGUCCCUUUCACUUAUCAUGAUUUUCAAAUUCUAUUUGUCCCUUGCAUUUUAAGAGCCCUCCAAUUUCUAUUCACAUGUGUUCAUCCAAAGAUUAGACCCACAGAUCAUUCUGAAUCUUCCCUGCCUGUCAGUCACCCCUUAACCAUAAGAAUCAUGAUAUAAUGGAAGCCAAAGCCCCCCAUCUUCCUCUUUAAACUUAACUGAUGAGACCUUUGGAGACCAAUUUCUUCAGCUCCAUACCUUCCCCUCCCUAGAAACUGUCUAGUCCUUCCUCAUAGUGGCAAAGUAUCACAAACCAGGAGCUAGGCCCUGUUUCCAUGUGUUGUGUUUCUUCCCUUCCAGACUCCUUUCCUUCUGUUUUACUUUCUUCUACAGUAUUAAACAGACUUUCACCCCCCUCCCAUGCACACUUUUAAAGGAUGUGUAAAUAACGAAAGGGACUCCUGACCCCUUCCUUUCCAUUUAAUAGUUUAGGGAGUAUGCUUGGGUUAAAGUGCCAUGGUGGGGUUGGGACAGGGGGCUUCCUUUUUCCCAGGACCUUAGACUGGAUCAGCUGGGAUGAUUGCUAUGUAUUAUUGGCUCCUAGCAAAAACAGGAGAAACUUCUGGGAAGCUGCACAGCCGGGAAGCCUCAACUGUUGAGGGACUGGGGAAUGAAAAUGCAGCUGUAGUAAACAUUUGAUAAAGUGGACUCUUGUGAUAAAUAACAGAAAACAUUCACUACUGCACUGUAAGAAGUCUAUGAAAUGUAAUUAAAAAUUUUUAUUGA
Molecule: messenger RNA, 3433 nt
Organism: Condylura cristata (star-nosed mole)
Lineage: Eukaryota; Metazoa; Chordata; Mammalia; Eulipotyphla; Talpidae
Gene: SLC25A44
Product: solute carrier family 25, member 44
Exons: 4
Coding region: 154-1098 (314 amino acids)
Biological process (GO): transmembrane transport; branched-chain amino acid catabolic process
Cellular component (GO): mitochondrion
Molecular function (GO): branched-chain amino acid transmembrane transporter activity
Source: RefSeq, a predicted model, not a curated record